Molecule: messenger RNA, 1230 nt
Organism: Fraxinus pennsylvanica
Lineage: Eukaryota; Viridiplantae; Streptophyta; Magnoliopsida; Lamiales; Oleaceae
Source: the annotation of a GenBank genome assembly
AUGGAUGCGCUGAGGAAGCAGCUAGAUGUGUUGAUGGGAGCCAAUCGAAACGGCGACGUAGAGGAGGUGACGCGAAAGUACUUCGACCGUGACGUCUGCCGCCUCUACCUCUCAGGCCUCUGCCCUCACGACCUUUUCCAACUUACUAAAAUGGACAAGGGACCUUGCCCAAAGGUGCAUUCGUUGCAGUUGAGAAAAGAAUACCAGGAAGCAAAAGCAAAAGGUUUAGAUAAUUAUGAUAGGGACUUGGAGGAUAACAUAGAUAGACUUAUUGUUGAAUGUGACCGGAAAAUCGAAAGGGCCCUUAAGAGACUUGAUGAAGAGGAUGCUAAGGCUGCUAUUGCUAUCUCCGUGUCACAAGUUACCCAAACACCAGAAAUUCUUGAAUUGUCGAAACAAAUUAAAGAGAAAUUGAAAGAAGUCGACCAAUUUGAUCUCGAAGGCAAGACAGACAUGAAGAUUCGUGCUUUGGAAGAGGUUGAAGAACUAAGAAUUAAAAGAGCCGACAUGCAGUCGACGCUUCUUUUGGAUGCUUUUAACAAAGAUCGGGCAUCUCUACCUCAGCCACUAACAACUUCACAGUUGGCACCUUUGCCAGCAGCUACUCCAGAUCCACGCAUACAGGAAAUGAUUAACGAGAAGCUAAAGAAAGCAGAAGAUCUUGGUGAACAAGGAAUGAUAGAUGAAGCACAGAAAGCAUUGGAAGAGGCUGAAGCACUCAAGAAGUUGCCAGCACGCCAGGAACCUGUACAAGAUUCUUCAAAAUACACAGCUGCUGAUGUGCGCAUUACUGAUCAGAAACUUCGUGUCUGUGACAUAUGUGGAGCAUUCUUGAGUGUUUAUGACAGUGACCGUCGCUUAGCUGAUCAUUUUGGUGGAAAACUUCACUUAGGCUAUAUGCAAAUUCGUGAGAAGUUAGCUGACCUCCAGGAAGAGAGAGACAAGAAACGAAAAGCCUAUGAAGAAGAAAGGAGAUCAAGAGAGCGGGGAAGCCGGGACCGUGACAGGGAAUCUAGCAAGGAUCGUGAUAGAGGUGAUAGCCGUGAUAGAGGAAGAGAAUAUGACCGCAAGAGCAGAGAUCGUGAUAGGCACCGUGACCGUGACCGUGACAGAGAGCGUGAUAGAGAUAAAGAUCAAUCUCGCGGCUACGACUCGAGGAGUCGCCAUAGAUCUCGUUCGCGGUCAAGAGAGCGCUCCAGAGAUUAUGAUCGCCACAGGCGUCGCUACUAG